Molecule: messenger RNA, 3544 nt
Organism: Durio zibethinus
Lineage: Eukaryota; Viridiplantae; Streptophyta; Magnoliopsida; Malvales; Malvaceae
Source: RefSeq, a predicted model, not a curated record
CCUGUUGUUUGCUGUCUCUGUUAUUAUGUAAGAAAAUCUGAAAAACUACAAUCACAAACAAAAACAUUUGUGUUGGACACUAAAACAACCCAAUAACAUUCAGACAUUGAUCAAACAGAGUGAGAGAAAAAAUAAACCCCCAAUUAGAACUGAGAGAACAAGUGAACAACUAAUAAAAAAAGAGAAGCUUUUGGUUUUUAAUGCUCUAUUUCUCUUUCUUUUCCUUCCUCUUUAGAAAGACUUUGAGUCUGCGUUUCUCACCCUCUCUCCUCUUCUUUCUUUUUUUUAAUCUUUUUCAAAAAUCGUGCUCUCUUUUGUUAGUUUUUCUUUUUCUUUUUUAACAGAAAGUGUUGGGAGAGAAGUGAGAAGCUAGGUUAUGGUGAAGCAGCAACAGCAGAAGAAUGAUGAUGUGGAGAUGUUGGUGAUGAUGAUGAUGAUGAAAUGGCCGUACUGAAAAUGGCUCAACAAAGCAAAAGUACCAACACCAACAAUGCCAACACUUCAACUCAUUUGCAACACCAACAACAAGUAAAGCCAACAAUGUUUCAUGAUUUCCUGGGCAUGAAAGCUACAGAUUCCCCUGUUGUUUUAGCCCCUAAGGCCACUGAUGCAAGGUUUUCAGAGGCUUCCGCUUCUGCUUCUGCCUCCGUUGGUGCCUCUUCUGGCGGUGGUGGUGCUGGCCGUGGCCCCAUCUCUUCCACCUCUGAUCUGGGUUCUGUAGAAAGACAGGUUGGAAAUCAUCUCGAUGGCAUUCCCUACUAUGGUCCAAGGAGUGAAAUAUCUGGGCCAGAGAUAAGCAACAUAUUGAUAGGAAGUAAGAGAGGUAAUUCUGAUUCGGCUUUUAUGGGUCAUGAAUCUCUUGAAAGCUUGCAUUUGAUGAAGGUAUUUGUGAUAUCUUAUCAUGUUUUACCUCUCUAUUCUCCAAAUCAAAGAGAAGCUCCAUUUGUUGUUAGUCAUUUAUAUUUACUAAAUAAUUUUCUUUAUAUUUGUACUCAGAUGCUUCGUAAUGGGGCUGUGGGAGAGCGACCCAGAAGGUCCAACGAGGAUGAAGUGGUCCUUGGUAUGCAGCCAAUGAGGCCUUCUUCUGUGUCUCUUAUGUUACAAUCUCCCACCGGUAGCAGACUUGAAGGCAAUUCUUCCAAAUGCGAGCGGUCUGUCCCUAUGAUAGGUUCUGCAGUUCAGUGUGCUUCACGUGGUGGUCACUUUGUACCUUUUGUGCAUCAAGUAUCUUCAAACAGGUUCAAGGAUACAAAUGUUGGUCCUUCUGUUAUCUCUCAGGCAGCUGCUGACGAAGGAUCUAGAACUGGAAUUAAAGGCCCUGGAAUUUUGAGCUCUAUUAAUGCUAGUAGUGUUCCCACUGAAAAACCCUCAUCUGGGGUAAUUCAAAGCGCAGGCAGGCUGAAGUCUGGGGCUCAUAUUUCAGAUCCAGAGUCUUCAGUUCCUACAAGUCGGCAAGGAUUAACAACCGCCGGCCGACAAAUGACUAUAUUUUAUGCUGGACAGGCUCAUGUCUUCGAUGAUGUACAUCCAAACAAGGCAGAUGUCAUAAUGGCAUUGGCUGGAUCCAAUGGAGGAUCUUGGUCGACAACCUUCUCUCCUAAAUCAGCUGUGAGGCCAGUUAGUGAAAAUUAUGUGCCCAGUGGAGAACCUGAAGCAGUGGGAAGCAUGGCAUUCUCACGGGAAUUUCGAGGGAGGAUAGCUGUUGCUGGUAAUACUAGUCAAGGAACUGGUUCUGGUGAACGAAUCUCAAUACAAACAGGGCUUCCUCAAGGCACUGUUUUUAUCGCGAAAGAUGCAAGAAAUCCAGCCCAAGCAGCGGAACCUAGUGCCAUACAUAAAAGAAAGGUACAGAGUUAUGGGAGUUCGAAAUAGCUUCAAAUCUUUUAGCCUGGCUUAUUAGGAAAGAACGAGCCGUUCUUAUCUGUCAUCAAUGCUUCAACCAUAUUUUUUAACAAGAGAAGGUGGGUGGCUUGGGGGGAAGAUGGGGAGAGUAACUUUCUUGUUUAUAGAGGAGACAACUAGAUUAUCAAUUAACCAUCAGGUGCAGAUCCUUUUAAUCUUCUCAUGUGCUCUUAAUCUGCCUUUGUUAAUCUUUAAUCUUAUACGUAAUAUGCUAUUAGCUGAUUUAGUCUCUUUCAACUUCUAAUUUUGGUUGUUCUCAACAUCUGAAAUUCCGAGUAAUUUUUUUUCAUUCGGGGUAAGAGAUUCGAAACUUAUUCUUUGAACAAAAGAUAUAUGCACGAUCAUUGAAUUAAAUGUUCUGAUGCAAAAAGAAUAAUUAACAAAAUAUGCUACAAGAUUUUCUUCAAUCAUAAUCUUUAUGUGAAGUUUGUCUAAAUCUGAUCUGAAUUGGGCUUUAUCUUAAUGGGCCGAUCAAAUCAUAGAUUUUGUUCUUUUUGUAUAUAUGUUUCAAUUCUGAAGUUCCAAUGCUCAUGUGUCUUCUUUGUGAUCUUAGGAUUAGUGGUCCAAUUCUUUGAAAUUGGAAGUUUGUUCAAGUCAAAAGAAAAGGAUUGUUCAGGAAAAACAAGAGUCCCAUUUCCAAUUUCUAAGUGAACAUUUCUAAAACGAUUUUUUUAACACGUGGCCUAAUUGUGAUUGUAGUGAUUUUAUGGUCAUAGAUGUAAUGAGUUCAAAAUCUAUAAUUCGUUUUGACCCAAAAUCUUAUUUGUCUUUUGCGUAAAGCUUUUAAUUGUCAAUGGAGCAACACAUUUGGAAUGAAGUUAGGAAAAAGAAAAUAAAAAAAAAUUCCCAAUGCUUCAAAUUUCUUCAACUUUUCUAAACUUCCACGGCACUCUCACCCCACCAAAAUUCCAGGCUGAGAAAUUGGUUAAUCUUGAAAUUCCUCUCAGAGAAAAUUCCACCUUUUGAAAAUCAACUUGGGUUUUUCUCUUUCUUCAUGAUUUGUUACUUGACUUCAAAAAGAAUAAAAAAAAAAAAACUUUUUAGAUGUAUAUAUCUCUAUGAAACCAAAACCACCAGUCAGACAAAAAAAAUUUUGCAUGCCUUUUUUUUUUUUGGAGCCUAGUGGAGUUGCAAUCGGAGAUCAAAUUCUUACACUGUACAAGUUUUGUUCAAGUCAAGAACUGUGACAAAUAGGCUGCCUUUGGCGUGACCAAAAGAUUUCCCCACUGUUUAGCCAAACUCCUUCCAUUCCAUGUGACUGGCCAUGUUUAGGGGUCGGUGGAUGGAGAGCAGCUACUGAUUGAGGGACAGUGAUCCUGUUGCCGAUGUCACCUCUGUAAUUAGAGAUCCAGCCAAUUUGUCCACCCAAGCAAAUUUCUUGGUUUUAUUCUAUUGCCAAAUGCUCAACCCCAAGAUGCCAAAGAUGAUCAGAAAUGUGAAUCCAUGUGCCAAUCAAUGAACAUAAACGGGAUCAAUGGAUUAUGAUUGUCAUCACAUUGUAGUUUUGAAUCUGUCCCAUUCAACCUUCAUGUAAAUCACACAGUCAUACAUGUGCACCUUGUUAAAUGUGUUUUCUUAUUCCAUGAUUCUAAUUGUGAAAAAAAAAAAAGGAAAAAAAAAUCUCAUUUCAACAUUGUAAUUA